AUGAGCUCGAUGGCUGAGGGCAGUGAGGUCAAGGAAGGAGAGGAUGAGCUUGAUCUGGGCGAAGAGGACGGGCUUCCCCAACAGCCCGACCAUGGCGCUCUCGCUUCCGACCGCCAGCACUCCCCGCAGGAACUAGCCGACCGGGAAUUGGACGCAGUAGACUAUGCGGAGAUCCACGAUCAGGCGUCCGAGGAGACCGUCGCACCCGAAGGCCCCGAACUCCCCCAGACUCCUCCGGCGCAAUACGCGCAGUUCCACGCCACCUCGGGAAGUGUAGAUGAGACGGCAUCGACUCCCGAUGACACCCCGUCUUUGCAUGGAUCCGUUCCGUCCUCCCAGAGCAGCAGUGCGCUAGCAUUGCGAAGCUCUCCACGAGUCAGCCCCAGUCCAUCCCACCGUCCGUUUGACCUCCGCUUCCAAUCCCGACUAUCGUCGUCACCUCUAAGUCCCUCGAGACAAGGCUCGCCAUUUCUUGCCCACCUCCACUCUCGGCAAUCAUCAAUUACGAGCCAGCUCUCGCCGACACCGGAAUCAGACAACGAACCGCCGCAGAGUCCGUGGGAUGUCGUGCGAUGGACAAAGCUGCGAAAGAUAACUGGGCAAGCCUUUUCGGAGAUCGGCAAGCGCAACUUUGGGCGGCCAACAUGCCUGGCAGUUUCUACGUCCAUCGUGAUUGGCACAUCGAAAGGAAUCAUCCUUGUAUUCGAUUAUCAGCAGAGCCUGAAAACUAUCAUUGGAACAGGCACAAAAGCUGUUGAAUGCGGGCCCAUUACUUCUCUAGCCCUGUCUGCAGACCACUCCACCGUGGCUGGAGGCCAUGAAACGGGUGACAUCUACACGUGGGAAAUCUCUCGAUCGGCGCGACCUUUUCUCCAUAUUCCUCCAAUCCCAGCAAACCACGUUGAUACUCGAACAUCUGAUGGUCACAUUUCCGGAUCCGCGGUCAUUCAUAUCGGUUUCCUCGGCACCCGGCGAACCGCAAUUGUAUCAGCCGAUACAAGAGGAAUGGCAUUCUCGCACUUGGCAACACGAGGCAUGGGAGCAGUAGCUCGAACGGUCAAGACCACUCGAAUCUUGGGCCGAUAUCCGCAAACUGCACCGGAAGAACGUCGGCGAAAGCCCAGCUCUGUUCUAGCUUUCUCGCCUCUACCUCUCGGCAACGUGGAGCAGCCGUACGACUCAUUAGGACUCGUUGCUAUGUUAACUCCAUACCUUCUGGUGAUUGUCUCCACGACACCAGUGGCGCAAACUCAACAUAAAGCCCCGCGGCCCAAGGAAGUGCCGGCACACAGUGCCAUGACCGGAGCUUUGGCUUGGUUCCCUGCAAUUCGAUUGAAGGGCAAAGAUAGCCAGACGUCUAAUACCAAGCUCGUCUAUUGCUGGUCAAACGUUUUGACCGUGCUGGAAGUGACCGAAGCGGAGACGGACGAGCCCUUGGACCGCGAUAGACCACCAAAUCUUGUUUUCAGGGCGCGCAGUAGAUGGAAGGCCGACGAGGCUAUCGUGGCCGUUCAAUGGCUCAGUCGAUCCGUACUGGCGGUGCUCACAAUCACACAGCGACUGCUGAUUCUUGAGGAUUACACCAUGCAUGCCACGGAUUCCAUUGACCUUGUCCACCGACAUAUCUACCAUACCGACCUUUUCUCUUCACAACUCCAUAAUCUCGUCGAACAGCUUGACGAAGAAGACACUUCGAUGCAUGGCGUUGUGGCUGAUGCCUUUUAUAUGAGCUUCCGCGCCUACAAAGGCCGGCUGUUUUUGCUUGGCUACAAUGAAGCGCAGGUCGGCAACCUUUCAAAUUGGGCUGACCGACUCCUUGCUCUCAUGGAAGCGGGUGAUUUCAUUGGAGCUAUCCGACUGGCGACCUUGUAUUACACAGGAGCCGCAGAGAAGCUCACAGUUGGCCUUCCGGAAGAGGAUGUUCUAAGACAACCAAUUGUCCAAGAAAAGCUUCUCGAGAUGAUCUCUGCGUCGCUGAAAUAUGCCUUCGGUCGCAAUGAUGAAGCAAGCAUUGGACGUCUGGAGAGUAAGCAGCUCGAGGACUUAGCAGGGGUUUCCAUUGCCGCCUGCAUCCAUAUGGAUGAUGUGGAGUUUCUGUGGGAGGAAGUGUUCACUUGGUACGAGGAGCAGGAAUCCGCAGGCAUCUUCCUCGACGUCCUCGAGCCGCGUAUCGUCGACGGGACCAUUCGCUCGCUGCCUCCAACUGCCGUCAAAGCUCUGAUCAAUCACUUCAUCAAAACUCACUCGGCUGGCCGUUUGGAGGAGAUCAUCUGUUUGCUAGACAGUACGACGAUGGAUAUCGAUCAGGUUACAACGUUAUGCAAACAACAUAACCUAUAUGAUGCGUAUAUAUAUGUGUGGAACCGCUGUUUAGCGGAUUACAUUGGGCCGCUGGAGGAGCUCUUGCAUUUGAUCCCCACGCAGACCGAGCCUUUAGUCAAUGGUGAUCAUGCCAUUGAAAUCAAAAGGCACAUGAACGCGAUGAAAAUGUUUCCUUAUUUGUCCUUCGUUUUCACCGGCCGUAUCUAUCCCACCGGGGAUGAGAUGGAUGAAAUCGAGGCAUCGCGGGCCAAACUCGCUCUGUACCAAUACCUCUUUUCGGGCCAACUCUCCGGGACAGAAUCCGCCAACGGUUCUAACAAGACGGACUCGUUCUCGCAACUCCGGGCUAUGCUCAAGCUCGAUGCUUCCAGCUUCAUGAGCAUGCUCAAUGAAGCUUUCGAAGACAGCUUUCUUAACGAACCCGACUCCGACGAGGGCCCUUCUCCAGGUGUGUCGAUCAAUCGCCAGUACCUGAUCAGCAUUUUACUUCAAGUUAUGGACGCAUCUUCAUUUGCACCUUCCGAUACCAUUUACUUGGACAUGUUUGUUGCGCGCAAUCUUCCCAAAUACCCCCAGUACAUUCUUCUUUCUGGCACAACCCUGCAUCAGGUCCUUACCCGUCUAUGUCAAUACCCGGAUGAGAGCAUGGCCGGCGACUGCGAAUUGAGUGCCGAAUACCUGCUGUCAUUCUACCACCCGCCAGACAUCCAGAGCAUGGUGCCCCUGUUUAAAGAAGCUCGCUUUUUCCGGAUUUUGAAGUCGACCUACCGUUCCGAGAAGCAAUACCCGCAAUGGAUCAUGACAUAUCUCGAGGAUCCGAACGACAAGGAAGCCAUCUUCACCGCCCUGCAUGACAGUCUCCGCUCAGGAUCCGGGCUCGGCAAAAAGCAGAGGAAGGAUGUGGUGGAUGUGGUGAAGGAGCAUGCCAGAGAGAUUGCUGAUAUUGACGUAAUGCGUGCUGCUCAGACAAUGCAGGGUCUGGCCCCUGAAGCCCACUCCUCGUUCCUGCAGGUGCUGGAAAAGGAAAGCUACAAACAGUACCAGUAUCUUCUCAUCCUGGUCGAGCCUCAAGAGCAGAACGGCGAAAAGUAUCCUUCCGUCGAGAACUGGAUGAUUGAACGUUACGUGCAGCUUCUCUGCAAAUACAACCCAGCUCACGUGGCAGACUUCGUCGAAGGCCUACGAGUUGGUGAGAUUCAUCUGGAGGAAUUGCUUCCGUCUAUCGAGGAGAGUGGAGCCAUCGAUGCUGCAGUGAUCCUCCUUGCCCGGCAGGGCCAGGUACGAGCGGCCUUGGAUCGUCUCGUUGCACACUUGGGCACGCUGGAGUCCGGAUUGGUGGGAAUUCUUCAGAGCGUGGGCCAGACCCCUGACACGGCUACUACAGCAGAGGCGAUCGACGAUCUCCUUGAAUCUCUGAACAAGUAUGCCGGGGUCGGGACGUGGCUCUGCCAGGGCCAGUCCAAAACAGCCAAGCAGAGUCGACCGAGCAUGAAUGGGCAACGUGGUGUGUCACCACUUGAGCAGCCCCUGGCAUUUGACGAAGCUCUCUGGCUCGACCUCAUCGAGGCGGUGGUGCGCAUUGCGAGCAACGUGUUUGCACUCCUGGAACACCAAUUCAGAGACUCGGAGACGCAUCAGCCGGCAUCCCGGAGCGGAGAGACCGGACGGUUGACUACAUCAUUCCGCACACUGGUUCAACAGGCCUUCACCACGUUGCUUGCCAGCACCGUGAAAGGUGGCAGUCCAUCAAGCAGCGAACGCAACGACAUGUCCUUCCUCCGCAUUCUCCGCGCGUUUCUGACGCGGGCUGCAAGCUGGUCACCGUCUCUACUCGAGCUGCGCGCCGUGCUAGCGUCCAUCUUUUCCGCCUACUCGUACGAGAGAUCCCUCCUGACCCUCGCCAAUGGCAUGCUAGACCGCGACCUGUUCGUGCACGUGGACGAGGUCACGCGGCUCCGGCAGCAAGGAUGGCGACCCCGAGGCCAGGUGUGCGAGAUCUGCCGGCGGAGGAUCUGGGGACCCGGCGUGGGCUCAUCAAGCUGGACCGCGUGGGAAACCCGACAAAGUGACGGUCGCCAGCGUCGAAUGGCCAGGAGACUCGAGGAGGGCCGUGAUCCGGCCGAGCGGGGCAAAGGCAAAGCAGCUGCUAUGGGCGCGGGUCAGCCUCAGCUGAUGGAACAUGCCCAUGAUGCCGCGGAGGAGGAGGCAGGGACCGAGACCGGAUCGGUCGGCGAGCUUCCCCUGGAGCCGGUGGUGGUCUUCUCGUGCCGGCAUCUGUACCACAGGCAGUGCGUUCUAGAUGCCUGCGUUCAUGGUCGACCCACGGAUGGGCAUUCGUUCCGGCGAGAUGUAGCAUGGCCAGAGGCCGAGCUGUUCUGUCCGGCGUGUACAUAG
This is a messenger RNA of Penicillium cinerascens, 4716 nucleotides long. RefSeq names its product CORVET complex membrane-binding subunit VPS8. The transcript has 3 exons. Gene Ontology annotation, cellular component: late endosome; HOPS complex. The record is from RefSeq and is a predicted model, not a curated record. NCBI's taxonomy places the organism in Eukaryota, Fungi, Ascomycota, Eurotiomycetes, Eurotiales, Aspergillaceae. Gene Ontology annotation, molecular function: protein binding. Gene Ontology annotation, biological process: protein targeting to vacuole; endosomal vesicle fusion. Bases 1 to 4716 code for a protein of 1571 amino acids.